Messenger RNA from Prunus armeniaca (apricot), 852 nucleotides. The record is from the annotation of a GenBank genome assembly. NCBI's taxonomy places the organism in Eukaryota, Viridiplantae, Streptophyta, Magnoliopsida, Rosales, Rosaceae.
AUGGGAGCCUUGCACAAAGUUUCGAUGUGGGACUUUGUGCAAGUCGCUGUGGUGGUGACGCGUGUCUUGGAGAUUAGGGGAGAAGACGUGUCUGCCUUGCAUGGUCCUUGUCGUUCGGCAGGGGACCAAGAUGGGCCUGCAGCUAGCGGCUGGGCUCAAGGUUUGGGCAAAGGUGAGUAUUUCAGCAAGAAGGUUGGGCCGUUGUUGUGUGGGCUUCAGCAAGUGAAGGUGCUAGGACAUGCCGUUCGGCAAGGUCUAUGCGGCAAGGAAGCUGUUCACCUGAGGAGGCGUUCGACAAGGAAUGUUCGGAAUGGACUUUUUGGGCGAGCACAUUUGGAGUUAUGGCCUGACCCUUGCCGUUCGACAAGGGUGAUAAGAAGGAACCGGGGGUUGGGCUUGUGCAAGUGGUUUUGUCGUGAUUUUAAAUCGAGCAGUGUAGUGGAGAGUGCUUCGGCAAGACUAGUUUUGAAGGAGUCGGGGCUGCUCAAGCUUCGAAGAAGGGUGAUUUUGAGCUGGUCCUUCAACAAGCUGGCAUUCCUUGUGAAUCGAUCCUUCUUGCUCAACCCUUGUCGUUCGGCAAGGUCACGAGGCUUGUUUCACUUUAUUGGCAAAGCAGCUUGGGCAAGCCCUUGCCGUUCGGCAAGGGUGGCCCUGAGAGUUGCUAGGGCUCAGCAGGUUGCUGUUUAUGCAAGGAGUGAGGGCCUAGAGUUGGGCUUGCCUUCGGCAAGGCUUGGUGUGUACGGGACAAGUCUAGCAUCUUCAGCAAGAGCUGGGCUAUGGAGGCGGAUUCAGAAGCCUUGGGUUGGGCCCUUCCGUGUUGGUAGUGGUGAGGCUGAUGGGCCUUGGACGUGA